AUGGGAAGAAUUCGUAGAUCAAGAACUCAUAAAAAUAUACGAGAUCAUUAUAGAAAAUACAGAACAAGAAAUUAUACAAAAGAUUUAGAUCAAAUUCAUGAAGAUUUAAAAAAGCUAACCGAUGAAAAAAUGAUGAGAAUUGAAGAAAAAAUAGAGAGUGGAAGUGGUGGAAGUGGAAAAGGAGAAAUAAUAAAUCAGGAAAAUAAUUUUUUAUUAAGUAUUAAAAUAAACGAAAUAAAUAAUAACAGCAAUAAUAGUGUGGAUGAUACAAAUAUUGAGGAUUUAGAAUUACCAGGAUCAGGAAAAUUUUAUUGUAUUCAUUGCGCUAUAAAGCUUCUUAAAGAAACACCUUAUUCUCAAAAAGAAGCUGAGGCUGCUGUGGGAUAUUCCACUGAAAACUCUAGAAAUAAAUCUUUAUUGAAUGAUAUUAUCAUCACUUAA
This is a messenger RNA of Entrophospora sp. SA101, 441 nucleotides long. NCBI's taxonomy places the organism in Eukaryota, Fungi, Glomeromycota, Glomeromycetes, Entrophosporales, Entrophosporaceae. The record is from the annotation of a GenBank genome assembly.